CUGCUUUCUUAAUAGCUAUCAUAAUAUAGUCCGUAUUGUAUUAUUAUUAUAAUUGUAUAACGCCGAGUUAACUAUGUAUAUGCAUGGGUCGCUUGCACGAUUAAUGUCGAUAUCGACAUAUCGUACGUGCCCAUAUACUAACAUUUUUCACCAUUUAAGGCCUUGCAUUGCAUCCAAGCAAGCAAUAACAUGCGUAGAGUACUCUCCAGCAGCGCUGUACUGUACGUCGACGGAAGCUGGUAUGUCGUCCUUCCUUCCGGCGGCUUUUGUCCUGAUCCUCCUCCUGAGCCCCGCCGGCUCCAGCCCUCCGUCGGACUCGGUAUCCUGCGCGCGGGGCACGUCCGACUGCAUCCUCGCCAACGUCUACGGCUCCUUCCCGGACCACACCGCCUGCCAUGCGGCCGACGCCGCGUUCCCAACCACCGAGGCGGAGCUGCUGGCCGCCGUGGCGGCCGCCGCGGCGGCCAAGCGCAAGGUGAAGGCGGCCCCCAGGCACUCCCACAGCUUCCCCAAGCUGGCCUGCCCGGGCGGCCGCGACGGCACCAUCAUCAGCACGGCGCGGCUCAACAGGACGGUCAGCGUCGACGCCGCCAGGGGGCUGAUGACCGUGGAGGGCGGCAUGGUGCUCCGGGACCUCAUCCGCGACGCCGCAGCCGCGGGGCUCGCGCUGCCGCACUCGCCCUACUGGUACGGCGUCACCAUCGGGGGCCUGCUGGCCACGGGCGCGCACGGCAGCUCGCUGUGGGGGAAGGGCAGCGCCGUGCACGAGUAUGUGGUCGGGAUGAGGAUCGUCACGCCGGCGCCGGCCAGCCAGGGGUUCGCCGUGGUCAGGGUCCUCGGCGCCCAACACCCGGACCUGGACGCGGCCAAGGUCUCCCUCGGCGUCCUCGGCGUCGUCUCCCAGGUUACUCUAGAGUUGCAGCCGAUGUUCAAGCGGUCCGUGACGUUCCUGGAGCGCGACGACUCCGACUUGGCGGCUGAGGUGGCCGUGUGGGGCCAUCAGCACGAGUUCGGCGACAUGACAUGGCUGCCACGACUGGGCAAGGUGAUCUACCGCGAGGACGACCGCGUCCACGUCUCGUCGCCCGGCGACGGCCUCAACGACUACAUUGGCUUCCGCUCCUUCCCGACGAUCGGCCUCUUCAUCGCAAGAGUCGCGGAGGAGCACCUGCAGGAGGACAGCACCGGCAACGACAUGGCACGCUGCCUGGCCGCCGGGGUGCUGCCGCCGGCGUUCCAGUCGCGGGCGUACGGCUUCACCAACGACGGCUCCUCAUUCACGGGAUACCCGGUGGUCGGGUACCAGCACCGCAUGCAGGCGUCCGGCGGGUGCGUCGACGGCAAGGAGAGGAAUAAUAAUAACCUGCUGCUCCUCUCCUCCUCCUGCCCGUGGGACCCGCGCGUCCGGAGCCUCUUCUUCUACAACUCCGGCUUCAGCGUCGCCCUCUCCAAAGCUCCGGCGCUGGUCGCCGACAUGCAGCGCCUCCGCGACCUCAACCCGCGAGCCAUGUGCAGCCUCGACGCCAAGAUGGGCGUGCUCAUCCGCUACGUCGGGGCCUCCUCCGCCUACCUCGGCAAGACGGAGGACUCGGUCGAAUUCGACUUCACCUACUACCGGAGCCACGUCCAUGGCAGGCCGCGAGCGCACUCCGACGUCAUCGACGAGCUGGAGCAGAUGGCUCUGCGCAAGUACGGCGCCGUCCCGCACUGGGGCAAGAACCGCAACUUCGCCUUCCAUGGCGCCGCCGGCAAGCAUGCCAAGGCCAGUGAGUUCCUCAGGGUGAAGGAGAGGUACGACCCGGACGGGAUCUUCUCUAGUGAGUGGAGCGAUCAGGUGCUCGGCGUCGAUGGGAGCCCCAACAUCGCCCACAAGGGUUGCGCCAUUGACGGGCUCUGCAUCUGCUCUCACGACUCGCAUUGCGCGCCGGAACAAGGAUAUUUCUGCAGGCCCGGAAAGGUGUACACGGAGGCGAGGGUUUGCUCGUCGUUCGUCCAACCCACCCCACAUCGCGACCACCGCCAUGAUUUAUGAAUCUACUCGGGUCAAGAAGCAGCGUUGCAAUCUGAUGUACAAUUACUUCACUUUUUUUCCAUAUAAUUAUCUCUUGGAAUAUGAUAACGCCCGAACGAGUUCGGGGUUUCACCAUGGCAAUUCGGAGGUUUUCGAUGACAAGCUUAGUGACACGAGGAUGGCAACUUCAUGCUUCAGUUUAUUUUUUGACAGCAAAUGGUCGUGAGUGUCAACUAUCUUGCCAUCCUUGUGUCACUGCUUGAAUUCACAUCGAAAAC
This is a messenger RNA of Hordeum vulgare subsp. vulgare (domesticated barley), 2289 nucleotides long. Its product is annotated as L-gulonolactone oxidase 5-like. Lineage: Eukaryota; Viridiplantae; Streptophyta; Magnoliopsida; Poales; Poaceae. Bases 74 to 2032 code for a protein of 652 amino acids. Gene Ontology annotation, cellular component: membrane. Gene Ontology annotation, molecular function: FAD binding; D-arabinono-1,4-lactone oxidase activity. The transcript has 2 exons. The record is from RefSeq and is a predicted model, not a curated record.